AUGAUAUGGAGGGGAUUGGAACACACCUGAAUCACAUGAUUGGGAGGGGAUUGGAACACCUGAAUCACAUGAUUGGGAGGGGAUUGGAACACCUGAAUCACAUGAUUGGGAGGGGAAUUGGAACACCUGAAUCACAUGAUUGGGAGGGGAUUGGAACACCUGAAUCACAUGAUAUGGAGGGGAUUGGAACACCUGAAUCACAUGAUAUGGAGGGGAUUGGAACACCUGAAUCACAUGAUAUGGAGGGGAUUGGAACACCUGAAUCACAUGAUAUGGAGGGGAUUGGAACACACUGAAUCACAUGAUAUGGAGGGGAUUGGAACACCUGAAUCACAUGAUUGGGAGGGGAUUGGAACACCUGAAUCACAUGAUAUGGAGGGGAUUGGAACACCUGAAUCACAUGAUUGGGAGGGUAUUGGAACACCUGAAUCACAUGAUAUGGAGGGGAUUGGAACACCUGAAUCACAUGAUAUGGAGGGGAUUGGAACACCUGAAUCACAUGAUAUGGAGGGGAUUGGAACACCUGAAUCACAUGAUAUGGAGGGGAUUGGAACACCUGAAUCACAUGAUAUGGAGGGGAUUGGAACACCU
This is a messenger RNA of Staurois parvus, 591 nucleotides long. Lineage: Eukaryota; Metazoa; Chordata; Amphibia; Anura; Ranidae. The record is from the annotation of a GenBank genome assembly.